Messenger RNA from Hylaeus anthracinus, 2438 nucleotides. Its product is annotated as heterogeneous nuclear ribonucleoprotein 27C-like. The transcript has 7 exons. Bases 127 to 1458 code for a protein of 443 amino acids. NCBI's taxonomy places the organism in Eukaryota, Metazoa, Arthropoda, Insecta, Hymenoptera, Colletidae. The record is from RefSeq and is a predicted model, not a curated record. Gene Ontology annotation, molecular function: RNA binding.
UACAUUCUGUUCUCGACGUCGCGUUCAUUGUGGGGAGCCAUUACCCUCGUUCGCGCUAAGCAUCGUGCCAUAUUCCCAUUCGCGCCCUAAUACUAACAACAUUCUCGUAGUUUUAAGUGAAAUAUUAUGAGAGUGAAGACCGAAAUGGACGACGACGAAAAGGGAAAGCUGUUUGUUGGUGGUUUGUCCUGGGAAACAACACAAGAAAAUCUGCAGCGAUACUUUGGCCGUUAUGGCGAAGUAAUUGACUGUGUUGUUAUGAAGAACAGUGAGUCUGGUCGCAGUCGUGGAUUUGGAUUUGUAACGUUUAGCGAUCCUGCUAAUGUCCCCUUGGUUCUCCAAAAUGGGCCGCAUCAACUCGAUGGGCGUACAAUUGAUCCCAAGCCCUGUAAUCCGCGCACUCAACAAAAGCCGAAACGUAGUGGUGGCUUUCCAAAGGUUUUUCUUGGUGGUUUACCAAGCAACGUGACGGAAACUGACCUGAGGUCCUUCUUCACUCGAUUUGGCAAAGUUAUGGAAGUAGUGAUAAUGUAUGACCAGGAAAAGAAAAAAUCUAGGGGAUUUGGCUUUCUCAGCUUCGAGGAUGAAGAUGCCGUGGACCGGUGUGUCGCAGAGCAUUUCGUCAACUUAAAUGGAAAACAGGUUGAAAUCAAGCGUGCCGAACCACGAGAUUCUUCUAGCAAAAUGAACGACAGUCAUCAGGGACAGUGGGGUCCACCGCAACCUGGUGGACCUCCGAUGGGAAUGGCUGGGAAUAUGGGGCCUAUGGGUGGUCCGAAUGGACACGUGGGUGGACCUAUGAUGGGUGGUCCGAUGGGACCGCCAGGGAACAUGAUGCAGCAGUAUCAGGGUUGGGGCACCAGUCCUCAGACUGGUGGAUACGCUGGUUAUACCACUCAGUAUAACUCUCAGGGUUGGGGUGCACCACCUGGUCCACCUCAGCAGCAACAAAUCCCACCACCGCCGCACCAUCAGUGGAGUAGCAGUUACAACGUCCAGCCUGCGGCAGCCACCCAAGGUUACGGAAGUUAUGGUGGGCCGGCGGCGGCCGCUUCAGGGGGCUACGGGCCCACGGCGGGUACUGGCGGGGCUGCGGGGGGCGGGCCCGGGGGUUCCUGGAACUCCUGGAACAUGCCACAGAAUGGGCCUCCUCCUGGGACCCAGCCACCACCUCAGCCCCCUCAGCCCAACUCCUCGCAGCCCAACUCCAACUCGAACCCCUCUGGCCCGCAGGGUGAUAUGUAUUCACGACAGACAACCGGCUCAGGUGCACCUGGGUCCAGUAGCAGUUCGGCUAAGACUCCGGAUUACACUGGGUACUCCGCAUAUGGUAAUUACGCUGACACCAGUUAUCCUCAGCGUUCAUAUCAGGGAGGAGAAAGCAACCAAGGUGGGUAUGCCGCCAGCGCCCCUAAACCCCAGCAAGGCUUUGAUUUCAAAGAGUGGCAAACCUCAUGACCAUUUUAAUUGACCCGUGAUGGAGAGAUGCGCUGAAUGGCUUGGCCUUGCUCGUGGGGUAUUUCUUAUUACAUAUUCGGGGGAAAAAAAAAAUACGCAAACCAAAAAUAAAAAAAAUACAAUAAUAAUAACAAAAAGAAAACGCAACUUGUAUAUCGAUCGUGAAUCUGCGCUCGGAUCCUGGGACAUUCUUUGCGAACGAAUGGAAAGAGAACAGUUUGAACGGGGACGCAUUGUUUCCGAAUCGUUGUACAUUGAUAGUUGUCGGUAGUUCAUUUUUUAGGGAGUUUGAAUAUCGAUAGUUUUUCUUUUUACAGGAUUCUGGAAUCGAUCACGUUUGGGAGUAUUUGUGGUUGGAAUUUUUCUUUGUAGCGUGGACGGUGGUUUUGUCGAAUCCGCGAUUACUUUCGUCUUCUUUCUCUAUUUUUUUUUUUCAUUUCUUUAUAUUUUUUGAAGCAAAGAAUGUCUCUAGCCGAGCCAGCAUGUCGUUCGCGAGCGGUCGUAUUCGCAGUUGAUUCAAAUGAUACUUUACGACAUAUCUUUUUUCGGCAUUAAAAAGAGAGAAGAGACGGCAGCAUCUGCCCAAGUUUGUAAAACGGAAGCGUCAAGAAAAAGAGGGUGUUAGGUUGCUCGAAACAUUGAUUUCAUUGAUCGCUCGCGAGAACGGCCCAUGAUCUUGUCGGGUUUCGAAAUAAACUGGAAAACAGCGAGAGGAACGGAACCUGUCAUACUUACUCAAGAAUAAAAUAAAAAGAGAGGUAAAACCGCAAAAAAAAAAUAAUAAUAAAACAAAACAAAACGGACAAACGCAAAAGAAACAGAAAACUUACGAAACGAAGGGAGAUCAAGAGUUUACGAUUAAAAUAAAAUAAAAAAAAAAAAGGAACACCCAUGGUGCAAGCGAAUUUUUUGUGUAUGGCACUGGGAUAGAGGGUAGGAAGCGAAACAUAGAAGUAUUAUAAGGAUAAACUAGAUCGAGU